Molecule: messenger RNA, 1044 nt
Organism: Exophiala bonariae
Lineage: Eukaryota; Fungi; Ascomycota; Eurotiomycetes; Chaetothyriales; Herpotrichiellaceae
Exons: 3
Coding region: 1-1044 (347 amino acids)
Molecular function (GO): methyltransferase activity
Source: RefSeq, a predicted model, not a curated record
AUGUCUUCUCUGAUGAUCGAAACAUCAGAAGACAUUCCUAUCGAACAGACUUCUGUGACCCAGGGUGCACCUCUGGUACCCGAUUCCGAUGCGAGUGACACCGACUCUGCCAUCGGCGAGUCUGUGGCAGGGUCAUUCUACUCAGCAUCACUAGCUUCAUCCGUUCUCAAUUACACAUACGAGAACGGUCGUCGGUACCAUGCCUAUCGCGAGGGCAAUUAUCUCCUGCCAAAUGACGAAAAGGAACAGGAACGCUUGGACAUGAUGCAUCACAUUUGCCGAAUGGCUAUUGGUGGGGCUAUUUUCCGAGCGCCGUUACAUGAAAGCCUCAGAGUACAGAGAGUCCUCGAUAUGGGAUGCGGUACAGGACUUUGGACCAUUACUUUUGCGGACGACUGGCCAGAGGCGGUCGUGAUUGGCACAGAUCUCAGUCCGAUACAGCCCUCAUGGGUCCCUCCAAACUGCAAAUUCUACGUGGACGACAUCGAACGUGAAUGGACCUAUCCUCCCGCGGAGCGAUUUGACUAUAUCCAUGGUAGAGCAUUACUCGGAAGCAUUUCUGACUGGAGAAAGCUAUUCUCUAACGCAUUUAACAAUCUUAACCCUGGUGGCAUCCUUGAGAUCCAAGAGCGCCCAACCGACGUGCAGUCUGACGAUGGUGGCAAGAUUCAUGUGCCGCAUAUGGCGGACUGGCUCGACAAGCUGAAUGAUGGAUUAUCAGCCAUCGGAAAGCCAUCUCGGAUCAUCCAUCUACUAAAGGGGUAUAUGGAGGAGGCAGGAUUUCUCGAUGUUCGCGAAGAGAUUUAUAAGCUCCCGAUCGGUCCUUGGGCAAAAGGACGAAGAAACAAAGAGCUUGGGCUAUUCUUCUUAGCCCAUUGCGCAAAUUCUGCCGAGCCUUAUACCCUGGCUUUAUUUACCCGAGUACUUGGCUACAGCGCCGAAGAAGUACAUGCCAUUCUUGAACGAGUCAAGAUCGAACUACGAAACCCCAGAGCGCAUCUUUACAUACCAUUGUACUUUGUAUGGGGGAGAAAGCCAGGCUGA